CUUGCCCUCCACAGAUGCUCGUGCUGGCAUCUCGAAAAAGUUUCCAUAGAAAGAAGACACAUCAGCGGUGUAGCCCCUCUUUCAUUCCUCAACACCACCAAAAAAAAUGAGGCUGUCGUUCUUUACGGUCGGCGUAUUGGCUUCACUAGUCAUUAUUGUGGCAGCAUGGAGCAAAGAAGAUCAAGAAAUCUUCCGUCUGCGAGACGAAGUCGAAGCCCAUGAAGGUCCUGGUGUUACCUUCUACGAUUUUUUUGGUAUAAGUCCUUCUGCGAGUCAGGACGAUAUUGUGAAGGCAUACAGGAAGAAGUCCAAAUUGUUACAUCCCGACAAAGUCAAGCAGAAGUUCAUUGCCGACAAGUCGACUGGGAAGGACAAGAAGAAGUCGAAGAAGCCAGGAGUGCACGUCUCGAAAGGGCCGACUCAAGCAGAGAUCAAAGCUGCUGCCAAGGCUGCCAGCGAUCGAUUCGCGCGUCUAGGCAUAGUGAACCAGAUUCUCAAAGGCGAAGGAAGAGCACGCUACGAUCACUUCUUGAGCAAUGGAUUCCCAAAGUGGAAGGGUACUGGUUACUACUACGCUCGCUUCAGACCUGGACUCGGUACGGUUCUAGUUGGACUUUUUAUCUUCGUUGGCGGCGGUGGACACUACCUUGCGCUCUACAUGAGCUGGAAGAGACAGAAGGAAUUCAUUGGAAGAUACAUCAAGUUUGCACGACAUGCCGCUUGGGGUGAAAACUUGAACAUUCCUGGUCUAGAUGCAGCGGUUACUCCUCCCCCUGCCGACGAGACCGACCCAAUGGCACAACCUCUCAACAGAAGACAGAGACGCAUGCAAGAGAAGGAUACCAAGAAGGAUAAAGGAGACAAGAAGUCUAAGCUAUCAAAGUCUGCCAAAGCCUCGCCGGCUGCUACUCCACCUGUUGGUGCUACUGGUCCUAGAAAGCGUGUUGUGGCCGAAAAUGGCAAGAUUUUGGUUGUUGACUCUGUUGGUAAUGUCUAUUUGGAACAAGCCAACGAAGAUGGCGAGACUCAAGAAUUCCUCCUCGAUCCCAAUGAACUACAACAACCAACCAUCAAGGAUACAGCUCUAUACCGUGUACCAAUUUGGGCUUACAAUUCCAUUGCUAGUCGUUUUCUAAACAAAGCCGAGGUCACUGAAGAGGAUGAUGAUGAUUUUGACGAAGAACAGAAUACCCCCACCAGCAGCUCAGGAGCAGAAGACUUUGAAGUUUUGGAGAAAGUCAAGACAACCGCUCAGACUGAGAACGGGAAGGCGAUACGUAGAAAGAAGAGUAACCGUGGUCGGUAGAUGCAUGAUUUGUGUUGUAUAAUUGUAGAAUAGAUAAAAGGGUGGGCGGAUCCAUGUUCAGAGUAUCAAAAAGUUGGGAAUCUACCGGGAGCAUUCAUCAAGCAAUGGAUAUAGACAUGGAUUUGAGACCUCA
Mollisia scopiformis is the source of this 1439-nucleotide messenger RNA. RefSeq lists its product as uncharacterized. Bases 107 to 1306 code for a protein of 399 amino acids. Gene Ontology annotation, cellular component: endomembrane system. NCBI's taxonomy places the organism in Eukaryota, Fungi, Ascomycota, Leotiomycetes, Helotiales, Mollisiaceae. The transcript has 3 exons. The record is from RefSeq and is a predicted model, not a curated record.